UGUUGGCUUCAUCUCUUCGACUAGUCAAAUCUUUAAAAGAGAUGAAAAUUUAGCGUGCAACUUCCUUACUAGAAGUGUCUUUAAAAACAAAAAAAUGAAAUCUGUUUUGCUGUCUUUCAUCUUCAUCCUAACUUUUAUCACUACUCACUUCCCCAGUUCAGCCUCUCUCCCUUUCAUUCUCAUCCAUGUGGACAAGAUUGUAGUGUUAAGAAAGUUUCUGAUCUCAUUAAGCAGUUAAGUCGUUGGUCAGCUACGGAAGGAUAUUGCAUAGGAACAAGCCACGGAAAACUGAACUGAUCAGGCAGCGAUUGCCUGCAGCAAGGUCUCACUUUUCAGUACAGUGAACAGUCACACAGCUUAGUGUUUAUGACUUAAUUAUGAGUUACAGAAAUCAUAAUUGCUUAAUUUAUUAGUGUUUGAUGAUUGUGUAUUAUCAAAAUGACAUACAGGUGAAGCGAAUGAAAGAGCUUGAUCAAGGUUAUAACAUUGUCGGUCUCUCUCAGGGGAAUUUAAUCGCAAGAAGCAUAAUUGAAUUCUGUGAUGGAGCACCAAGAGCAAAGAACUUCAUUUCAUUAGCAGGGCCACAUGUUGGAAUAGCUGCACCCCCUUUCGGCCUUUUUAGAGAGUUGUACUCUGCAGCAGCAAAAUUUAUCAACUUUGGUAUCUACGGAAAAUUUAUCCAGAAAAAUUUGGCUGCCAGUGGUUAUAUCAAAAUCCCAUAUAAUAUUCCUUCAUAUCUCCGAAAUUCUAAAUUCCUUCCGAAGCUUAACAACGAACUAUCGAAUGAAAGAAACUCGACCUACAAAGAAAGGUUCGAAAGUUUAGAGAACUUGGUGCUUAUUAAGUUCGACAAUGAAAACGUUCUACAACCGAAAGAAACCUCAUGGUUUGGGUAUCAUCCGGACUGUUCCUUCUCCAGUGUGCUAUCUACCCAAGAGACGAAGCUUUUCAUUGAAGAUUGGAUUGGUUUAAAAGCAUUGGAGGAAGCAGGGAAUGUCACGUACAUAACUUUACCAGGGGUUCAUUUAGAAAUCUCAGAUGAUGGUUUGAAAAAAUACAUUGUACCCUACUUAAAGAACAAAAACCUGACAUGGCAUAACGCGUCAACGCCACAUGUACUGUUGCCUAACUGGAAACCAAUCAUAUUGACGAUAAAACGGCAAUGUCCUAUAGAGGUGCAGGUGAUAAGACGGUAAUACUCCAAGACAUUCCCAGAUCGUACAUAGCUAGUUUUUUGUAGUUGCUAUCUCAAUAGUAUAUGUGUAAUAUCUUUCUGGCUCCCGUGAAAUUUUAUCAUAUGAUAUAUAUAUUGUUUUGAAAUA
Molecule: messenger RNA, 1322 nt
Organism: Beta vulgaris subsp. vulgaris (sugar beet)
Lineage: Eukaryota; Viridiplantae; Streptophyta; Magnoliopsida; Caryophyllales; Amaranthaceae
Exons: 10
Coding region: 420-1196 (258 amino acids)
Cellular component (GO): intracellular membrane-bounded organelle
Molecular function (GO): thiolester hydrolase activity
Source: RefSeq, a predicted model, not a curated record